AUGAACAUGCUGCGGCUUCUCUCUCUCUCUCUUGACAAGUGUGGACUUCAGUUUUCUAGGGACCACCUGUUACUGAGAGACGGGGCCAUCGUGGCGCUGGACUGGGUUGUGGGGGAGUGUGAGGGGGGGAGGAGGAGCAGUCCCCCGGUGCUGCUGCUGGUGCCUGAGCACUGGGGCAGCCUCACUCCUCACCUCUGCUCCUUGUGCCACUCGGCCUCUGCUCUGGGCUUCUAUGUGGUGCUGUUUCACCACAGAGGGACCGCGGGCUGCCCCCUCACCACCACCAGGCUCACAGAGUUUGGAGACCCGGCGGAUCUGGACCAGGCGGUGGCGUACAUCCACUCACGUCACCCGUCCUCGGUGCUGCUGGCCGUCAGUGAAGGCUCUGGAUCCGGGACUCUGCUCUCGUAUCUGGGGGAGAAAGGCUCCGGAUCUCGCAUCACUGCUGCAGCCGCCUUUGAGGUGAAGAUGCGGCCCUCCUCUCGGGCCUCAGCACGGCAGGCCUCGGCGGUCGCUCUUAACACGGCUUCUUCUGUGAUCUCCCAGUGA
Messenger RNA from Knipowitschia caucasica, 549 nucleotides. The record is from the annotation of a GenBank genome assembly. Lineage: Eukaryota; Metazoa; Chordata; Actinopteri; Gobiiformes; Gobiidae.